Protopolystoma xenopodis is the source of this 270-nucleotide messenger RNA. Lineage: Eukaryota; Metazoa; Platyhelminthes; Monogenea; Polystomatidea; Polystomatidae. The record is from the annotation of a GenBank genome assembly.
AUGUUUACAAGCAGAUGUGAUAGGCAGACGCCCCCUUCUGCCGCCUCCAUCAGCUGCCGACACUUGAUUCAGCACACCUUCAAACGCUUGGUCGGCCGCUUCAAUGAAAGGGCAAUCUCAUCAACAAAUCAAAACUCUCCGAAGGAGCAUGUGGCAGUAAAAUUUCGCUACCCAGAGCUCUGGGCAACACGUACGACACUCCACCUAACACAAAACACACAUUUCCUUUUCUCACCCACCCUCUACCCCCGGCUCAGUUUAAACUACUAA